GUCAUCAACAUGACGACAAAAGCACCCAGAGGCGACGGAGAGCAUGAGAUUCGCAUCUUCCCUCGAGUGAGCAUAUAAAGGAAAUUUCAUUGUUCAAAAUUAAGCAGAGAUCGGCCUACCAGCUCUCUCUACAUCAAGUUACAUCAGUUGUGAAAAAUCAUGGCAAGCAAGGCGACCAUCUUGAUUGUUGCUCUUCUCGGGCUCUGCUUGAUCCUUGCGGAUGCACGAUGCACCAAUUCAGAUUGUGACCCGGGCAAGAUCAAGAGUGUCACUGACGGUGGUGACGAUAAUGGUUUAACAUGCUUAAGAGAUGAGACGACGGGCUGCAAUGCCAGUCAGCAUCCCCCAUGCUGCGAGGGCUACUGUGAGAAGAGAGUGUUCUAUGGACAUCCGUAUACCAUAUGCACCAAAUGCUUGUACGCCCAAAGCCCAUAUAUGUGCGAACAAGCGUCCAAGCACGAAUGAAAUCAAUCGGAGGCCGUGAGCUAGAGAGCAUACGCUGAAGAUGGAGCUGCACUUGUGGGCACUGAUGAGGUUCAGGUUUAGGAUUCGCGGCGCACCUGCUGGACCGCAAGGCUUGCACAGUAGUCUAGCUGAAGGUUACUGGAGAGAAGAAUGCUGAAUGUAAGAAACGCUCACGACCAGUGUAUACUCUUUUUCGAGGCAUGAAAAGUACCGACCUCACCGAAGAAUUUCCCGUUCCGUUAGUUUUUUUUCAUAUUGUAUGUCUGGAUCCUUCGAUUAGAGGACUGCUUUAACCGAAGUUUGUCGAAGUUUGAAUCUCAUCGUAUGGAACCGGAGUUAUGAAAUUACGAGCUGGUAAGAAUAGUACGUCGAAAGAAAGCUGGAAAUUCUGUCGCGGUCGAUGAAGGAAAUAGUCGGGAGUAAUCAUUUCAGUUUUAAAAGACGGCAAAGGGAUGAUUAUAUUUCUAAUAUAGUUUAUAUAUUAUUUUUGUAUUUAGCUCACAGUGGGGGUGAAGUGGCUCUCGAGAUCGGGAAGAUUAAAGUGUAUUUCGGACCGAAAUAAUUGCAAGUUGUAUUGUAACAAUUGCAGCCGCUUCUUCCUUGGCUCUGAAUUGUCC
This is a messenger RNA of Marchantia polymorpha subsp. ruderalis, 1082 nucleotides long. Lineage: Eukaryota; Viridiplantae; Streptophyta; Marchantiopsida; Marchantiales; Marchantiaceae. The record is from the annotation of a GenBank genome assembly.